This is a messenger RNA of Hansenula anomala, 426 nucleotides long. RefSeq names its product cytochrome c oxidase subunit VIa (gene COX13). Gene Ontology annotation, cellular component: mitochondrial inner membrane. The coding region runs from base 1 to 426 and encodes 141 amino acids. Lineage: Eukaryota; Fungi; Ascomycota; Saccharomycetes; Phaffomycetales; Wickerhamomycetaceae. Gene Ontology annotation, biological process: mitochondrial electron transport, cytochrome c to oxygen. The record is from RefSeq and is a predicted model, not a curated record. Gene Ontology annotation, molecular function: enzyme regulator activity. The transcript has a single exon.
AUGUUUAAAAGAAUCGCCACUAGACAAGCAGGUGCCCUACGCCAACAAAUCAGAUUGAACCACCACAAGGCUGAAUUACCUCCAUGGGCUUUUGAAAAAGCUUAUCCAGUUGCUGAUAAAAAAGCUGCUCAAGCUUUCAAAGAACAAUUAAGUGCAACUCAACAUCAUGCUGAAGGUACUUCUUCAUUAUGGAGAAAAAUCUCUUACUUCGUUGCCCUCCCAGCCAUUGUUGCCACUGCUAUCAAUACAUAUUUUGUUGAAGCUGAACAUGCUGAACAUAGAGCACAUUUAGCUCAUGUUUCUGAUGAAGAUUGGCCAAUUCAAUAUGAUUAUCAAAAUAUUAGAACAAAGAAUUUCUUUUGGGGUGAUGGUGAUAAAACUUUAUUCUGGAAUCCAGUUAUUAACCGUCAUGUUAAACAUGAUUAA